AGCAUGACAGAUCAACCUGCAAAAAAUAUUACAUAUACAGACUUUAAACUGAAUGGUUUCCACAGCUUUGGAGAAUGGAGACCUUUGUUAUUCAUCCCAUUCUUUCUGAUGUUUGUAUUGUCUAUCUUAGCGAAUUCUACUCUGAUAUAUUUAAUCAAAUCCCAGCAGUCUCUGCAUUCACCUAUGUAUGUACUUAUAGGUUUUAUGGCUUUUUCAGACUUGACAUUGCCUAUGGUUUUUGUACCCAAUAUGCUACUUAACUUAUUGUUUUAUUGGACUGAGAUAUCGUUAAAUGGUUGCUUGAUACAAAUGUUUUGCAUUUAUUUUGCUGGAUCAUUUCAUUCAACUUUGCUUUUCUGGAUGGCACUAGACCGUUAUUUUGCAAUAUGCAAACCUCUUUACUAUCAUAAAUACAUGGAAAUUGGCAGUUUCAUUAAGUUUGUUGUUGGGCCAGUAAUGAGAAAUGCAUUUCUGGUAGUAACCAUGGUCUGUCUGGCUGGAAAACUGUCAUAUUGUACAAAUAUAAUCGAUCACUGUUUAUGUGAACACAUGGCAUUGGUUCAGUUGGCAUGUGGUGAUAUAUCUAUUAAUAACAUUGUAGGUCUUUUGUCUGCUUUUCUUAUACCCACUACAGAUUUUAUUCUCAUUUCUGCUUCAUAUGUUGUGAUUUUUGUCUCAGUGUUUAAAUCUGGUAAGGGUCAUUUAAAGGCCAUUAAUACAUGUAUUACUCACCUUAUUGUUAUGACGCUUAGCUUGUCCUCUGCCCUGAUUGCAUUUUUGUUAUACAGAAUAAGUAAUCAUAUUUCUUCAAGCACACGUAUAUUUAUAAGCAUCAUGUACUUACUUGUUCCAAGUUGUAUUAACCCACUAAUCUAUGGAUGGAGAACAAAAGAAAUAAGACAAACAUUUCUGAAGUUUAUAAAAACUGGAAAAGUUUUGCCUUUUUAA
Misgurnus anguillicaudatus (oriental weatherfish) is the source of this 948-nucleotide messenger RNA. NCBI's taxonomy places the organism in Eukaryota, Metazoa, Chordata, Actinopteri, Cypriniformes, Cobitidae. The record is from RefSeq and is a predicted model, not a curated record.